UCUCUAGGUAUUGCCGGAUCACUAUCAACUUUCAACGGGUUCGCUAUCAUCCCCCAGUACUUCCAGAAACGAAAAGGUUUAGCCAACGGUAUAGUAGCUUCAUGUUCGGCCAUGGGAAAGAUUGCCAUGGCUCCUUUGCUUCGUCUGUUGCUUGACGUCUACGGGUAUACCUGGGCAUGCCUCAUUGUCGGCGCCCUCUCCCUACACACCUGUUUUGCUGGUAUGCUGUAUCACCCGCCCGAAUGGCAUUUAGUUCCCCAGAAGGACCAAGACCCAGAGACCGACGCCCCGCCUCCGACGCCCGGCAGCCUCACCUCGACAGACGUGGUGAUCUCGGAGAACGGCAUCGUCGAGGAGCCACGUCAUCGCCAGCAGGGUCAGCCUCCACGACAGGGCGAGAGGAAGGGCAAAUCUACCCCGGGCGCGAGGUCGAGGGAAGAGGAAGAGGAGGAAGAGGAGGAGAACGUGCUCUUCGUGAUGCCCUCGACGGCGGCUUCAGCGACUGUCCCUUCGUCAGGCAUAAGGAGAGACGACGAAGUGGUCCUCUUCUCGAGACACACGUCAAAGGUGGCGACGACGACGAAGGGCGUUCCCGAGGCUGGCUUGAGGAAGGUCGACUCAGCGAUGUCCCUGGGGAGUUCGAUUCCCAUGUUGAUACCGAUUGAUAACAAGGUCUAUCAAGACGACCAGGACGACGGGAAGAAGGGUUGUUGUGACGAUUUCGUGGUCGUGAAGGUCUUCACCAUGCUCAAGUACUCUCUCCUAAAAGACCCCUACUUCCACCUCGUAGCAUGGCCCAACGCCCUCUGCCUUACUGCCUACAUCAACUCCAUGUACGCGCUGCCAGGCUACGUAAAUAGCCUCGGGUACACACCUUAUCAAAGUGCUUUUGCUAUUUCGGUGUUCAGUGUUAGUGAGGCCGUGCUGAGGCUCGUGAUCGCCAUUCUCUCUGACAUGAACUGGUUCCCUAUAGAGGCUGCCUAUACCGCUGGUUUUAUUUUUGCUUCCUUGAGCACUGGCUGUUUCGUAGCUGACAACCUGGGACAUAAUGGCGCCUACUACCUCAUUGGAUCAAUUGCAGCCAUUGCAGCUAGUAUAUGGAUAGUUCGACUUGUUUGUACUGUUAGAAAAGAUUAUAAAUCAGUCCCUGCACCUUCUCAGGAAUAG
Molecule: messenger RNA, 1167 nt
Organism: Penaeus indicus
Lineage: Eukaryota; Metazoa; Arthropoda; Malacostraca; Decapoda; Penaeidae
Exons: 6
Coding region: 112-1167 (351 amino acids)
Cellular component (GO): membrane
Molecular function (GO): monocarboxylic acid transmembrane transporter activity
Source: RefSeq, a predicted model, not a curated record